This is a messenger RNA of Myxocyprinus asiaticus (Chinese sucker), 3126 nucleotides long. RefSeq names its product mbt domain containing 1 (gene mbtd1). The transcript has 17 exons. Gene Ontology annotation, molecular function: zinc ion binding. Lineage: Eukaryota; Metazoa; Chordata; Actinopteri; Cypriniformes; Catostomidae. Gene Ontology annotation, biological process: regulation of DNA-templated transcription. The record is from RefSeq and is a predicted model, not a curated record. Bases 146 to 2263 code for a protein of 705 amino acids. Gene Ontology annotation, cellular component: nucleus.
UCGAGCCAUGACAAUUGUUGAUAAUCAACUGGAGUUAUUUUUUUUUGCUUUUGAGUGAAACCAUUUCAAGCCAAGCCCUUUCCCUCCGGGGGGCUUUUAGAUCACAUCACAACAAACAUAAGAUACAGACUUGCAUGAAGGGUUAAUGGAAAAUCCAAGGGAUAUGGCUGAGCACACUCUCCGCUCAGAGCGGAAGAGGAGAGAUUCUUUCGGGAUGUUUGACGGGUAUGACAGCUGCAGUGAAGACAGCAGUAGUAGCUCCAGCUCGGAGGACAGUGAGGAUGAGGUCCCCAGCAUCCCCACCAGCCUGCCUAUCAUCAAAAACAAUGGCCAGGUGUACACCUAUCCUGAUGGAAAAGCAGGAAUGGCAACCUGUGAAAUGUGUGGUAUGGUUGGUGUACGAGAUGCUUUCUACUCGAAAACAAAGAGAUUCUGUAGUGUGUCCUGCUCCAGAAGCUAUUCCUCCAAUUCUAAAAAGGCCAGUAUACUGGCGCGACUUCAGGGUAAACCACCAACAAAAAAGGCAAAGGUCUUACAAAAACAGCCAUUAAUGGCUAAGUUGGCAGCUUAUGCACAGUAUCAAGCAAAUCAGCAGAACCAAGCUAAAUCAAAAUCAGUUGUUCCUGUUGAAGGCUUUGACUGGGGCCGGUACAUCUGUAGCAAUAAUCUGAUUGGGGCACCAGUCAGCUGUUUCAAACAUGUGCCCAUGGGUAUGUGCUGGGGUGACAUAGCUGAGGGGGUGAGGGUGGAGGUCCUCAAUUCUGACACAAACCUCUCCACCAAAGUUUACUGGGUAGCAGGAAUUGUCAAACUUGCAGGUUUUAAAGGUCUUCUGCGCUAUGAGGGUUUUGAUAAUGACUCAACCAGAGACUUCUGGUGUAACCUGUGCAUGCCAGAAGUCCAUCCUGUUGGAUGGUGUGCUUCUAGUGGAAAACCACUGGUGCCUCCUAAAUCCAUCCAGCAUAAGUAUUCUAACUGGAAAGCAUUUCUUGUGAAACGACUCACUGGAGCCAAAACUCUUCCACCGGAUUUUGCCACAAGGGUGCAGGAGAGCAUGCAGUACCCGUUUAAGAAACUGAUGCGUGUGGAAGUGGUGGAUAAGGCUCAGCUGUGCCGGACUCGUGUGGCCCUGGUAGAACAAGUAAUCGGUGGUCGUCUGCGCCUGGUCUAUGAGGAGAGUCAGGACGGCACUGAUGACUUCUGGUGUCACAUGUUCAGCCCUCUCAUCCAUUCCAUUGGCUGGUCACGAAGCAUCGGACAUCGUUUCAAAAGAUCCGAGGUGAUGAAGAAAAUAGAUGGUCUGAUGGAUGCUCCCUCACAGUUGUUUCUUAAGGUUAAGGAUGUGGACCAGAGUGGGGAAUGGUUUAAAGACGGAAUGAAGUUAGAGGCAAUAGAUCCUCUCAAUCUCUCUGCUAUAUGUAUUGCUACUGUAAGAAAGGUAUUGGCAGACGGGUAUCUAAUGAUCGGGAUUGAUGGCUCUGAGGCUGCUGAUGGGUCAGACUGGUUCUGCUACCACUCCACCUCUCCUUCCAUCUUCCCUGUCGGCUUCUGUGAAAUCAACAACAUUGAGCUCACACCCCCAAGAGGGUACACCAAACUCCCUUUCAAAUGGUUUGACUACCUCAGAGAAACAGGCUCAAUUGCAGCCCCUGUGAAGCUCUUUAACAAAGACGUGCCAAAUCACGGCUUCCGUCCUGGGAUGAAGCUGGAGGCAGUGGACCUGAUGGAGCCACGUCUGGUGUGUGUCGCCACGGUGACCAGGAUCAUUCACAGACUCCUGCGCAUUCACUUUGAUGGCUGGGAGGAUGAGUAUGAUCAGUGGGUGGACUGUGAGUCUCCAGAUCUCUACCCAGUAGGCUGGUGUCAGCUGACUGGCUAUCAGCUGCAGCCGCCCGCCGCACAGGCAACAAGAGAAGCACCACCAAAUGUCUUCAAACAGAAAAAGAAGACUGCGCAGUAUAAAGGACAAAAGAAAAAGAGGAAGAUUCCAGUUGGGAGGAGGCCGAUCGGUUUGGGUGGGCCUCUGAGGAGGAGGAGCUUCUCGGGUGAUGAAGAGCAGACUCCACCCCAUUACCUGUCCCACUUCUCUGGGUCCAGGCGACCUCCCAUCUCAGGUGUAGAGCAUGAUCGCUCUCUCAACUCAGAGGCCUCACUGCAGUUAAAGGAGGAGACUCCAGAGAUCGAUGAGUUCACCUUCUCGCAGGGCAUCUCGGAUCAGGAGAGCAACGGCUCAGGCAGUUACUACAUCCGACAGGAGCCCUGAGCAUCACAAGCCAUCGCGGAGGCUCCCCUCACUGCCAACAGCACUGGAAAAAAAUCUCACUCUGAGCAUUGCUCACGAGGCCUGGGAAAUACACAGUGACUUCCCCUCCACACCAGGUCUCUCUCUUUUAUUCCAUUUUCAGGUUAGAAAAGCUUAAGACUUUUCAGUCCGAUUUAAUCCGAGAGAGAUGUGUGUGACAAAAGGGGAUUUUGUUUGGAAUGACAAUACUGUUGUUUGUUCUGACUUUUUGUUUUAACAAUUUGCCCAAUGGACUUCCCCCCCCCCCCAAGUGUUCAUUGUACUUGAAGUUCUCUUUGCUUUUUUCUUCUUUAUUUCCCCUUUUUUCCCUUUUGGUGAAAAACGAUUCCCUUUUAUUGUAAGAUUUCAGUACCGUGUGUGUUUCUUGCGCUGUUUUGGAUGGGUGUGCAUUUGGUAAGAGUAGUAAAAAAAAUCUUUAUUGAGACAGUAUAUUCAUAUAUGUAUGACAUUCAUAUUAAACACACACGUAUAUAUAUAUAUAUUUAAACAUAUAAAAUAUAGUAGUGGAAUGAGGGGUGAUGGUAUUGAAAUCAAACCUUACUGGUAUGAAGAGUAGACUAAUGGAAAACACUCACAAUUUGCACUACAGGGGUAAAAAUAUGUAUUGGCCUGUAAAAGGAACGUAAAAACUUGCAGCUUUAUUGUAUUACUCGAUUAGCAAACAGUUAUAGAAAUGGGACGUGCUCAAGUCAAGUUGAAGAUUGAUAUGCAAAAAAAAAAAAAAACAGAAUACGCCAAUGUUGUUAUCUUUUUGAUUUCAUACUCAAGAGCCAUUUUUAUAUGGGACGAUUGAAGUAUUUCUUGAGCCACAGAAUAAAACAUAA